This is a messenger RNA of Fraxinus pennsylvanica, 792 nucleotides long. NCBI's taxonomy places the organism in Eukaryota, Viridiplantae, Streptophyta, Magnoliopsida, Lamiales, Oleaceae. The record is from the annotation of a GenBank genome assembly.
AUGCGGAAUAUGGCGAGUUGUUCCUCACCGAAAGGCAUCGCCGCCAUUGUCGGCGUCGGCCCCAAACUCGGCCGUUCCAUCGCCCGUAAAUUCGCCCACGAAGGAUACACCGUCGCCAUCCUCGCCCGCGACUUAGGCCAAUUAUCAAGAUUUGCUGAUGAGAUAGCUAGAGAAGAAAAGUCACAAGUUUUUGCAAUCCGAAUCGAUUGCUCGGAUUCUCGAAGUAUAAGGGAGGCGUUUGAGGGGGUCCUGUCGUUGGGUUUUGUUGAAGUCCUUGUUUACAAUGCAUAUCAACCUGUUUCAUGGCCGCCCACAAGUUUCACCGACAUUAGAGUCGAUCAUUUCGAAAAAUCCCUCGCCGUCUCCUCCGUUGGCGCCUUCCACUGCUCUCAACAGGUACUUCCAGGAAUGGUGGAGAGAGGAAGAGGGACGAUUCUCUUCACAGGAUGUUCAGCUUCUCUUAAUGGCAUCGCUGGUUACUCCCAAUUAUGUUGUGGGAAGUUUGCGAUGAGAGCCUUAUCUCAAUGCCUCGCGAGAGAGUACCAACCUAUGGGAGUACAUGUGGCUCACAUCAUCAUCGACGGCAUUGUCGGCUCACCUAGGGCGGCCGUGAGUGCAUCAAGUUGGAUACCAAAAUCAUCGUCAGUUGGGGAACAACAACAAAGCGGAGGGGACGGGAUGUUGGAUCCUGAUGCACUGGCUCAGACCUAUUGGCAAUUGCAUAUUCAAGACCAGUCGGCCUGGACCCAAGAAAUCGACGUCCGUUUCUCCUCCGGCCCCAGACUUUUCUGA